AUGAAGUCAUUUCAAAAGGCCAUCCAAGAGGCAAUCGGACACGCAGGCACAAUUAAGGGCAAGAUCUCCAAGACAAUACUAGAGAUCAGAGACAUCGAUGGACUUACGACGAAGGAAGAGGUCAACAGUGCUAUCACAGCCGCAACAGGCUGCGGCAAAGAAGAUGCCAAAGUCCAUCUGUUUGAGCCAAACACGAGAGAGCAGAGGAUGGCAGUGGUCGAAUUGGACCAGACCAAGGCCACCGCACUGCUCAAAAAGGGAAAGAUUCGCAUCGGCUGGGUAAACUGCCGAGUGCGGGUGCGAGCCAGCGUCACACGAUGCUACCGUUGCGUUGGCUACGGGCACGUGAAAGCCAAAUGCAAAGGGACUGACAGGAGCACUAGCUGUUGGAAGUGUGGUGCAGGUGGACAUAGAGCGGCGGCAUGCAAUGUGCCGACCCAACAGAUAAAGUGUUUUCUUUGCAAAGACGACAAGACGCCUGAGGAUAGGACGAUGCACACUCCAGGCACCGGAGCGAGCGCAGUCUUCCGGACGGCCCUUAACGCAAGCAAGAUCCAAAGAUAA
Nasonia vitripennis (jewel wasp) is the source of this 564-nucleotide messenger RNA. RefSeq lists its product as uncharacterized. The transcript has a single exon. The coding region runs from base 1 to 564 and encodes 187 amino acids. NCBI's taxonomy places the organism in Eukaryota, Metazoa, Arthropoda, Insecta, Hymenoptera, Pteromalidae. Gene Ontology annotation, molecular function: nucleic acid binding; zinc ion binding. The record is from RefSeq and is a predicted model, not a curated record.